GUCUCGCAAACCCUUCGCAAGCAGAGCAGAGCGGCAGCGCAGAGCGAUACCUUCCGAGAGGGCCCGGGCCCUGAACGGGACCCGGACCCGGAUCUAGGCUGGAGAGCGCGGUUCCUCCCAGUAGCUGAAGAAAGAUAACCCAGCUCCGACCGCUAUCGUAAUCUUGCUAAGAAACUUCCUCACCAGCACUGCCCUGAGUCAAUAAGAACUAAGACACAAGCUGCCAUCAUACCAUGGGAAAUCACCUUACAGAGAUGGCACCGAAUGCCUCUGUCUUCCUGCCCCACUUCCAGGCCUUGCACGUGGUGGUCAUCGGACUGGACUCAGCAGGAAAGACCUCCCUACUGUACCGGCUCAAAUUCAAAGAGUUUGUCCAGAGUGUACCCACCAAGGGCUUCAAUACAGAGAAAAUUCGAAUGCCCGUGGGAGGGUCUAGGGCCAUCACCUUUCAAGUGUGGGAUGUAGGAGGCCAGGAGAAGCUGCGGCCAUUGUGGCGGUCCUACACACGGAGAACUGAUGGGAUGGUGUUUGUAGUGGAUGCCACUGAGGCAGAGCGGUUGGAAGAGGCUAAGAUAGAACUCCACCGGAUCAGCCGGGCCUCGGACAACCAAGGCGUGCCUGUGUUGGUGCUGGCCAACAAGCAGGACCAGCCUGGGGCUUUGAGUGCAGCAGAAGUGGAGAAGCGGCUAGCCCUCAAAGAGCUGGCCGCUGCCACUCUCACCUACGUUCAGGGCUGCAGUGCAGUGGAUGGACUGGGACUGCAGCCUGGGCUGGAGAGACUUUAUGAGAUGAUUCUCAAAAGAAAGAAGGUGUCUUGGGCUGGAACUGGGAGGAAGAGGUGGUGAAGCCAGAGACCUGUGAUGACCCCACCUAUUCUGGGAUUCUAGGGCCCUGUGUGCCCCUCUGCUCUUUUUAUGAAGGACCAGGAGCUCCCAGCCUCCAAGAACAGGAGCAUUGGAAAAGAACCUUCUUUAUACUUCCUUUUUGAAUGCCUUCUGAGGGGUUAAGAUUUUGUAACACCACCUUCCCCACUCAGUCUCCCAUUAUGUAAAGUGGAGGCUGAUGGAGCUGUGGACUCAAAAUUCAAAUGUGACUCUACCUCAUCCCUACUCCUACUUUUUUCCUUCUAGGUUUGAAAAAAAAUCAGGAUGGUUUUGUGUGGAAGGGGUGAAGUUUGGAAAAUGGACACAAGGUUGAACUUGAACUCCCUCCUCCUGAAUUUUAAAUUUUUAGUCUAUAUUUCAGACCCUAAGGGUUUGUU
Phascolarctos cinereus (koala) is the source of this 1261-nucleotide messenger RNA. RefSeq names its product ARF like GTPase 4D (gene ARL4D). Gene Ontology annotation, molecular function: GTP binding; GTPase activity. The record is from RefSeq and is a predicted model, not a curated record. Lineage: Eukaryota; Metazoa; Chordata; Mammalia; Diprotodontia; Phascolarctidae.